Molecule: messenger RNA, 15226 nt
Organism: Myxocyprinus asiaticus (Chinese sucker)
Lineage: Eukaryota; Metazoa; Chordata; Actinopteri; Cypriniformes; Catostomidae
Product: ryanodine receptor 2-like
Exons: 103
Biological process (GO): intracellular calcium ion homeostasis; calcium ion transmembrane transport
Cellular component (GO): Z disc; calcium channel complex; smooth endoplasmic reticulum
Molecular function (GO): calcium ion binding; ryanodine-sensitive calcium-release channel activity; protein binding
Source: RefSeq, a predicted model, not a curated record
ACAUAGUCACUGAAAAUGAUGGAUACAAUAGAGGGGGAAGAUGAAAUUCAGUUUCUGCGAACUAGGGAUGAGUUGGUGUUGAGGUGUUGCUCGUCAGGCCCUCAUCUGCAGAAACUGUGUUUAGCUGCAGAAGGUUUUGGUGACCCCCUGUGUUUUCUGGAGUCCACCUCCAACUCCAAGAAUGUUCCAGCAGACCUUUCUGUGUGCGUGUUUCUUCUUGACCAGUGUCUGUCUGUCCGAGCGCUACAGGAGAUGCUGGGCAACCAUGAAGACCUGUGGGCAGGGAUCUUGUUUUUGUGUUAGUCACCCGAAGCAGGUGGGCGUCGUACUCUGCUCUAUGGCCAGGCAGUGCUGUUCCGACACGCCUACAGUGAUAUGUAUCUGUGCUGUCUGUCCACGUCAGGGCUCUCCUCCGACAAACUGGCUUUUGAUGUUGGUUUGCAGGAGGACACAAAGGGCGAGGUGUGCUGGUGGACGGUUCACCCCGCCUCCAAGCAGAGGUCAGAGGGUGAGAAAGUCAGAGUGGGUGAUGAUCUCAUUCUAGUUAGUGUUUCCUCUGAGAGAUACCUACAUGUGUCAUGGAGUUACAGUAACAAUAAUGAGAAUGGCAUUGGCAGAGUGGAUGCUGCCUUUCAGCAAACAUUGUGGAGUGUGGCUUCUGUGUCCUCUGCGACUGUAGAAACAGGAGGUCAUCUGAGAGGAGGCGACACUGUGCGUCUGCUACAUGGACACACAGAUGAGUGUCUGACCAUUCCAGCAGCUGAACACAAAGCGGAGGAGCGCAGAUCUGUCUAUUUUGAGGGAGGCUUGGCGUCUCUUCAGGCUCGAUCACUGUGGAGGCUUGAGAAGUUGCAUGUUGUGUGGAGUGGUAGCCACACUCACUGGGGUCAGCCUUUCCGUAUUAGACACCUUACUACUGGAUCAUACUUGGGAUUGACUCAUAAUCAGGCACUGCAGCUGAUCGAACGAGAGAGAGCGGAUGUUAAAAGUACUGCAUUCUGUCUUCGUGCAUCAAAGGAGAAGUUCAACUUUUUUGAGAGGAGAGAUGGUAUGGGUGCACCUGAGAUCAAAUACGGAGACUCUCUUUGUUUUGUCCAGCACGUUGACACUGGGUUGUGGCUCACUUAUCAGACCAAUGACACCAAGAGAGAGAAGGAAAGAGUGCCACAGAGACAGGCUAUUCUGCAAGCGGAGGGUCACAUGGAUGAUGGAAUUACACUCUCUCGCUCUCAGAGGGAGGAGUCUCGGGCUGCUUGUUUAAUACGAAGCUCUACCCUUCUCUUCUCACAACUGAUUAGGGGACUUGAUGAUGUGAGUCAGAAAGAAAAUAUUACUGUUUUGGAUCUUCCAGUUGAGAUAGUUCGUCUGACCCUCCAGGAUUUGAUUGGUUAUUUUCAGUCACCUCAGUUGGCGAAAGGCCACAAAGUCAGAAAGGCAGAUAUUAGUGCUCUGAAGAACAGACAAAAUCUGUUUCAAGAUGAGGGUAUAAUCGCACUGGUGCUGGACUGCAUUGACCACCUGCAUGUGUACAACAGUACAGCCCAUUUUGCUCAGGCUGCUGGGAAAGAGGCAGGAGAGUCAUGGGAAAUGAUCUUGAACUGUUUUUAUGAGUUGCUAGCUGCCCUAAUCAGGGGUAAUCGGAAAAACUGUGCCCACUUUUCUGGCUCCUUGGACUGGUUGGUCAGCAGAUUGGAGAGACUGGAAGCCUCCUCUGGAAUUUUGGAAGUGCUACAUUGUGUUUUAGUGGAAAGUCCCGAAGCUUUGAAUGUAAUCAAAGAAGGUCACAUAAAAUCUAUCAUCUCUUUACUGGAUAAACAUGGACGGAACAAUAAGAUCCUGGAUGUGUUGUGUUCACUCUGUGUGUGUCAUGGCGUGGCUGUUCGCUCUAAUCAACAUUUGAUAUGUGACACACUGCUGCCAGAAAGAGAUCUGCUGCUACAGACAAGACUAGUCAAUCAAGUUGUCAGUGUACGUCCAAACAUCUUCCUAUGUGCAAGAGAUGAUUGUGCCCAGUACAGGAAGUGGUAUUAUGAGGUGCAAGUUGAGAAGGCAGAGCCUUUUGUGACAGCAGAGCCCACUCACUUGCGUGUGGGUUGGGCCAGCUCUGAGGGGUACAGUCCCUCCCCUACAGGGGGUCAUGGCUGGGGGUCAAAUGGUGUAGGAGAUGACCUCUGUUCAUAUGGUUUUGAUGGGCUUCAGCUAUGGACAGGUGGGGUUGGUCGAAGGGUCAGCUCACCCAAUCGGCACCUGUUAAGAGAUGAUGAUGUUAUUAGUUGCUGCCUUGACCUUAGUACAACCUGCAUCUCCUUCAGAGUAAAUGGACAGCCAGUUCAAGGCAUGCUGGAAAACUUCAAUGUAGAUGGGCUGCUGUUUCCUGUGGUCAGCUUCUCUGCUGGAGUGCAGGUACGUAUGCUGUUCGGAGGGCGGCAGGGUGAGUUUAAGUUUCUUCCUCCAGCUGGUUUCUCCCCGUGUGCGGAAGCUCUCCUCCCCAAAACACGCUGCAAGCUGGAACUGUGUCAUGAACUCACACGAAAUCACACUGGAAGUCAACGUGACCUCUUAGGCCCUGUCAUACUUUCUAUCCCAGUGACCUUUACCCCCACUCCAGUGGACACCAGCAAGGUUGAACAUCCUCCACAGCUGGAGCAAAUCAGAGAGCGAUUAGCAGAAAACCUCCAUGAACUUUGGCUCAUUGACAAAAUAGAGCAGGGUUGGACCUAUGGACCCGUCAAAGAUGAGGCUAAAGGAGUACAUCCUUGUCUAGUUGAGUUUCCCAAACUCCCAGAUCAGGAGAGAAUUCAUAAGCUUCAGUCAUCUGAGGACAUUCUCAGGACUCUUCUGGCUUUCGGCGUCCAUAUUGGACUAUCUGAUGAACAUGCUGAGGAGAAUGUGAAAUAUAUUCAACUUUCAAAUAAGUAUGAGCUAUGGAACGGAUAUAAACCAGCCCCUGUGGAUCAGUCCCGUAUUGUACUAACAGCUGCUCAGGAAGAGUUGGUUGACAAACUGGCUGAAAAUGAGCACAACAUCUGGGCCAGAGAGCGUAUUAGGCAGGGCUGGAGCUAUGGACCACACCAGGUGGAAAUCAACAAUGAUGUGAAGUGUAAGAGAAGCACUCAACUGGUGCCGUUUUCCCUGUUGGAUGAAAAGAGUAAACAGGCUGGUAAAGAUGCCAUGAGGGACGUACUGGGGACACUUCUUGGGUUUGGAUACACUGUGGAACCCCUGGAGCAAGAACAUUAUUCGGGAAGCAAUGAUUCGGUGAGUUCUGAGAGAUUUCGAAUUUUCCGUCUGGAGCAGCCCUUUGCAGUGCAUUGUGGGAAAUGGUACUUUGAGUUUGAAGCCGUAACUGAUGGAGAGAUGAAAGUCGGCUGGGCACGACCAGGAUGUAAACCUGAUGUUGAUCUUGGUUCAGAUGAUCAGGCCUUCGUGUUUGAUGGCUCUAAGGGGCAGUGGUGGCAUGGUGGUGCAGAGCAACUUGGCGGCUUAUGGAAGAGAGGGGAUGUAAUUGGCUGUUUGCUGGACCUGACUAGAUGCACCAUGAUGGUCACUCUUAAUGGAGAGUUAUUUCUAAACAAUUGUGGUUCAGAGCUGGCUGCCAAAGACUUCAAUAAGUCUGAUGGUUUCCUGCCUGUUUGUAGUGUAGGGAUGAACCAGGUGGGUCGUCUAAAUUUGGGUCGCCAGGUUGAAUCACUGAAAUACUUUAAUGUGUGCGGCUUACAAGAGGGUUACCAGCCCUUUGGUCUGAACAUGAGCAAAGAUCUGCCUCUGUGGAUGAGCUGGAAAGAACCCUUAUUCAUUCCUGUACCUGAAGACCAUCCUAACAUACAGGUCACAAGAUUUGAUGAACCAAUUGAUCACACCCCAUGUCUGAAAGUCACUCAGAGACUUUUUGGAAAACAACAUGGCAGCAAAGGUGAUUUUGGGUUUUAUCGCCUGAGCAUGCCAAUAGAGUGUGCACAGAUGUUCUCCAACCCCAGCGAGGGCACUGUGCCCCCCAGCAGUGGUGUGCUGUGCCAUCUCAGAGAGCAAGAGGAAGGAGAGGCAGAUUCUGACUUUGAGUUACUGAUGAAAGCUCACAGAUAUGCAGGAUCCAGAGAUGAACUCAAUAAUCACAAGGACCACGGUCAGGAAAAACCAUCCAAACUCAAGCAGCGGUUUCUGAUGAAGAAGAAACCAGAGUUAAACACUAGCCACUCAUCAGCACGGCUGUUGGAGGAAGUGCUGGCCAUUGAGAGAGAUGAAGACAACAGCCUUGUUCACUGCACUAUGUAUUACUACUCAGUGAGAAUCCCUCACAGUCAGGAGCCUUCUUAUGUCUGGGUGGGGUGGGUAACCUCUAAUUUCCACCAUCAUGAUGUUACCUUUGACCUGGACAGCAUUUGCACUGUCACAGUCACACUUGGGGAUGAAUGGGGCAAAGUUCAUGAGAGUGUCAAACGCAGUAGCUGUUACAUGGUGUGUGCAGCAGAGGGCAGUAAUCUGUCUCAGAGUCGCAACAGCAGUGGCCUAGAGAUUGGAUGCCUGGUUGACACGGCAACAGGUGUCCUGACAUUCACUGCUAAUGGCAAAGAGCUUGGAACGUUCUACCAGGUGGAACCUGGUACCAAGCUCUUCCCUGCUGUGUUUGCUAAAGCAACCAGUCCUAAUGUCUUCCAGUUUGAGCUGGGACGUAUUAAGAAUGUGAUGCCGUUGUCGGCGGGGGUUUUUCGGAGCGAGAAGAGGAACACAAAUCCUCAAUGCCCUCCCAGACUGUGUGUUCAGUAUCUAAAGCCCAUGCGGUGGACCCGGGUACCCGACCAUGCUCAGCCUGUGGAGGUGACCCGACUGGAGGAGAGAUAUGGCUGGAGAGCUCGCUUUACUCGGAUCCAACAGGUUAUGACCCUGCACAUACCUGAGGAGAGCAGGUGUGUGGACAUUCUUGAAUUAUCUGAACUGAACAACCUUCUCAAAUUCCAUGACCAGACCCUUCGUCUCUACUCUGCCCUCUCAGCCCACGGGAACACACAUGUGAGCCACGCCCUCUGCAGCCAUGUGGACCAAUUGCAACUCUUGUUCGCCUUGCAAUGCUCUAGAAUGCCAGGUCAUCUGCGCACAGGUUACUACAAUCUCCUCGUCAAUACCCACCUUAGUGCCCACGCCAGUGCCAGGCAGGCCAUGAACCAUGAAUAUAUUGUGCCCAUGACUGAUGCCACACAGUCCAUUACACUCUACAAAAAUCAGAAGAAAGCACAGAGAUUCCCAGGAAGUGACCUCAGCACGUCUUUGUGGCCAAGAAUGCACUUCACAUCACCUUGUUUUAUCAGAGCUGAUCGAAUAGGUUUGAUUGACAGUGAUGGGGGCAGAGCUAUUUUGAGUAACUUGUGCCAAGACAGCCCUGAGUUCCCACUGGGUAUAUUAAAAGCUGUUGUCAUAGCAAUGCUGAAGGAUGCCGUAACAGUGGUAGGGCAAUGUGUGAGGGAUCCUGCAGGGGGCAGCAUUGAGCUCCUGCUGGUUCCUCUGCUUGGUUUGCUUCAUACACUCUUGUUGAUGGGUGUGUAUCAAGGGACAGAUCUGGAGGCUGUGUUUAGUCUCAUUUUGCCAGACAGUUUCAUGAAAGGAACAUGUAGAGCAGAAGAGCUGGAUGAACUGGAAGAAAGUGUUGGAGAGGAAAGGGAGGGUAGAAAUUGGGAGGAUAAUGUGCCUCAACAAUGUCUUCUUCAGAUGAAACUUCCAGAGGCUGUCAAAUUACAGCUGUGCCACCUUCUCCACUACCUGUGUGACUGCCAGGUGCGUCACAGAGUAGAGGCUUUGGUGGCAUUCUCAAUUGACUUUGUAGGUCAUCUUCAAGACAAUCAACACUUCCGGUACAAUGAAGUCAUGGGUGCGCUUAACAUGUCUGCUGCCCUCACUGCACGCAAAACCAAAGAGUUCCGCUCUCCCCCACAGGAACAGAUCAACUUAAUGCUGAACUUCCGGGAGUGUCAGGUAUGUCCUUGUCCAGAGGAGAUCCAAGAUCUGCUGUGGGAAUUCCAUCAAGAUCUAAUGAGUCACUGCGAAAUUGAGACAGACAGCGUUUCAGAGAAUGAGAGUAAAGAUGACCUGUUUGUCAAGAAUCACCUCCAAGGCCUAGUGGAUAAAAUAAUUCGUUUCAAGAGGCGGAUGUCUGGCCUAGCUGAGAAGAUUGUGAACAAACCGGUGUCUCUGAAGCAGCUGAUAUCAGAGACCAUGCUAAGCUGGGCCCAGGAUGGGGCUAUAGAGGACCCAGCUCUGGUGCAUGCUGUGUUCAGCUUGCUUCAUCAACAGUAUGCUGGGCUAGGUGGUCAGAUGUCUACACCACUACAGAAGGCUUACUGUAUCAGCCAGAACUCUGUGGAAGACACUCUCAACCUGCAGUGGGCACUAGCACGCAUUCGUUCAUUGCUCACGGCCAGGAUGGGCAAAGAAGAAGUGGAACUCAUGAUCAGAGGACUAGGUGACAUCAUGAACAAUAAAGUCUUCUAUCAGCACCCUAAUUUGAUGAGAGCUCUGGGGAUGCACAAGACUGUCAUGGAAGUUAUGGUGAAUGUCUUGGAUGCUAGAGAGUCCAAGGAAAUCAUGUUUCCCAAGAUGGUUGCACACUGCUGUCGUUUCCUUUGUUAUUUCUGUCGAAUCAGCCGCCAAAAUCAGAAGGCCAUGUUUGAUCAUCUCAGCUACCUGCUGGACAACAGCAAUGUUGGACUUGCUUCUCCCUCAAUGAGAGGAUCGACCCCUCUAGAUGUGGCUGCCGCCUCUGUGAUGGACAACAAUGAGCUUGCACUUGCUCUCACUGAGCCAGAUCUGGAGAAAGUGGUGCAGUAUUUGGGAGGCUGUGGUUUGCGUAGUUGUGCUCUGCUGGUCUCUAAAGGAUACCCAGAUAUUGGUUGGAAUCCUGUAGAGGGAGAACGUUACCUGAACUUUCUCCGCUUUGCAGUAUUUUGUAAUGGUGAGAGCGUUGAGGAGAAUGCCUAUGUGGUGGUGAGGCUUCUGAUUCGCCGGCCCGAAUGCUUCGGUCCUGCCCUGCGAGGGGAGGGGGGAAAUGGUCUCUUGGCUACCAUGGAGGAAGCCAUCAGAACUUCUGACCAACUGGAUGGAAUCAGUUCAGCCAGUACACACAGUUCCAAAAGGACUCUUGACACACUUGAUGAUGAAGAUGAUAAUUUCAUCCAUAUGGGACAUGCCACAAUGACCUUCUAUUCUGCUCUUAUCGAUCUGUUAGGCCGCUGCGCCCCUGAGACACAUCUUAUAGAAGCAGGUAAAGGUGAAGCUACCCGCAUCAGGGCCAUCCUUAGGUCUCUUGUUCCCAGAGAGGAUCUGGAGGGAAUCAUCAAUAUCCCUUUCAGUCUACCAACCGUGAACACAGAUGGUCAAGUGGUGGAGCCAGACAUGUCUCGACUAUUCUGUCCGGAUCACAAAGCGGCCAUGGUGCUGUUUUUGGACCGGGUUUAUGGAGUUGAGGACCAGCAGUUCUUGCUACGUCUACUGGAGUGUGGUUUCCUGCCUGACCUGCAAGCUGCUGUUAACAUAGACAAUACUGGGUUGGGCGGAACAGACAUGGCGCUGGCCCUGAACCGAUACAUAUGUGUUGCUGUGCUCCCAUUACUGAGUAAGUAUUCCUCUCUGCUCUGUGACUCUACAUCGCUGCAUGUUGAGCCAGUGGAUGAUCUCCUGCAGGGUGUGUACAGCCUCUCCAAAGCCAGUGGACUGACCAAAGCCCAGAGAGACGCCAUCCAGGACUGUCUGCUGGCUGUGUGUGGAAAACUAAAGCCUUCAAUGUUGCUGUCUCUUCUGCGUAAUCUUGUGUUUGAUGUUCCUCAACUAUCAGAAAAUUCCAAGAUGCCACUGAAGUUGCUUAACAAUCAUUAUGAGCAGAACAGGAAGUACUACUGUUGGAAUGAACGUUGGGGUGGCUUUGGUUUAGCCUCAGAGGAAGAACUUCGCCUGACCAGGAGGCUGUUUUGGGGCAUAUUCAGUGCACUUGCCAAAAAGUCAUAUGAUGCAGACCUGUUCAAAUUGGCCCUCGGUUGUCUCAGUGCGGUUGCUGGGGCGAUUCCUCCCAACCAUAUUGACCUAAGCUGUACAGGUGGACGAGAGAAACACUCUGUGAUGGACUCGGAGAGACUGUUUUGUCCUCGGCCCCUGGACACCUCAAAUGUGACUAUCCCAGAGAGGCUGGAGUUUGUGGUGAAUAAAUAUGCUGAACACACACAUGAGAAGUGGUCACUGGACAAGUUUGCUAAUGGUUGGGUCCAUGGAGAGCAGCUUUCUGAGAGCUCUAAAGUUCACCCACUCCUGAAACCUUACAGAGCUCUGUCUGAGAAGGAUAAAGAAGGUUAUCGAGCGGCCAUUAAAGAGACAGUGAAGUGCAUGGUGAUCUUGGGUUGGACUAUUGAGAGGACAACAGAAGGAGAGACACAAGGCUUUCACAACCCAGCCAGGAGAAUUUCACAGUCUGGUCAGCUGUCCUUUGAAGGAGCCUCAACAUUCAGUCCUAAGCCUGUGGACACCAGCAGUGUCAUUCUGUCCUGGGAUCAGUAUGCUAUGGCUGAGCAGUUGGCUGAGAAUUAUCAUCACAUCUGGGCUGUGAAGAAGCUGCAGGAACUGAAGAGUAAAGGAGGGGGCAGUCAUCCCCUGCUUGUUCCAUAUGAUGCUUUGAGUGUUAAAGACAAGAGUCAUGUAAGAGGCAAAGCUCAAGAUGUUCUCAAGUUCUUCCACAUCAAUGGGCACUCGGUGAAAAGAAACAGAAAGGUGGCAGAUGCCGACUCCCCAGCGAUUGCCAGCCGCUUUGCUUACGGCCUGCUCCAGCAAGCCCUCUGCCUCACUGAGAAAGCCCAAGAGCAGUUACUUGAGCUGGAGAUUGCUCAGGCCCAAAGGCAGAUUAACAAGACUGAGAAAGUUCCCCAUGAACAGCAAAUGUAUUUCUUCAUUAAGGUUAUAUUGCCACUGGUUGAUCAAUACUUCAGAAAUCACUAUCACUACUUCCUGUCUACUACAAUGUCUUCCCUUAGAGAUGGUUUUCAGUCCUCCAGCAAAGAGAAAGAAAUGGUGACUAGUUUGUUCUGUAAACUUGGAGCUCUAGCCAGAUGCAGAAUCUUUCUGUUUGGAAAUGAUGCCCUUGCCGUGGUGAGCUGCCUACAAAUCCUGGCACAGUCCUUGGAUGGCAGGACAAUAAUGAAAGCUACUGAAUCAGUCAGGGUGUCACUGUGGUCAUUCUUUGAAGCUGCAGCAGAGGAUCUAGAACUAACUGUGGAAAAUGUGAUCCGGGAGGACUAUGGACUGAUCCGAGCCCAGAUCAGGGGAGACAGUGAGGUCAUAACAUACACCAUCACUGCCCUGAUCCCAGUGCUAACUGCUCUGUUCCAGCAUGAAUCACACAGGCAGCACGGAGGAGGACUGAUUGUGGAUGAAGUGCAGACCUACUGUUACAGGAUCCUCAGCAGUCUCUACAUUCUUGGCACCACUAAUGGCACCUUUAUAGAGAGGCAGAGGUCAGUCCUGGGGGAGUGUCUGGCUGCAUUAUCUGCAGCCUUUCCUGUGUGUUUCUUGGAGCUGAGUGACCUUUAUUCCCCCUCCGACACUAUACAUAAUGAAGAGAAUGAAGCCGAGAGAGCCUGUAGGAUCCUCCCCUCUUUUCAAGAAGCUUUAUUAGAGGUUGAAGAGCUUGUAGGGGCGGGGUCAGCUGCCCGCCACGCCCUUUUAUCUGUGGUCACGGAGGUGACACUUCCUCUAUUGUGUAGUUACAUCUCUCGAUGGGGGGAAGCUGGUAACCAGACAUCCCAGGAUGGGCACUGUUCCUCUGUCACACCCCAACAUACGAGUGCCCUACUGGGUUACAUCCUUUCCAUCAUCCAUGCCCACUUGGGGACUGCAGAUAGUGCUUGGAUGAAACGGCUUGCAGUGUUUGCCCAACCAAUCUUCAGCACGGCAGAGCCACACCUCCUGAAGAAUCACUUUCUGCCUCUGAUGGAAAAGUUAAGGAAGAUGGCGGAGUCAGUGUUGCUGGAGGAGGAGCAUUUGAAAACAGAGGGGCGUGGUGAUGUCUCAGAGCAGGAGUUGGACAUCCAGAAAAGGUUUACAGUGUUGAUGCAAGAUAUCUACGCAUUUUACCCUUUACUCAUUCCAUUUAUAGAGCUCCACAGAAUUAGUUGGCUAAGAGAGGUGAACGUAGAUGCUGAGCGGCUGUUCACCCUUGUAGCUGAAGUCUUCAUUUUCUGGGCUAAAUCUCAUAAUUUCAAAUGGGAAGAACAGAACUUCAUUGUUCAAAAUGAAAUCAACAACAUGACAUUCUUGAUGAACAGCAGCAAAAGUGCGAUAGCCAAGGGAGGGGUGUUUGACCAGGAGAGGAGGAAGAUGAAGAGGAAGGGCGAUCGUUACUCCACACACACUUCUCUCAUUGUUGUUGCGCCAAAAAAACUCCUCUCCGUUGCCCUGAAUGGAUGUUGCCAUGGCGAUCAGGGCCUGGUUGCCAUGGCCAAAAAACGUUUCUUUGAGAGAGACACUGAGGAUGAGGUCAGAGAAUUCAUUCGAAACAACCGGCAACAGGAUCUGUGUGAGGGCACAGUAGAUCCCCUCAGUGUUGAGAGAGUUUUAAACAUCGCUUGUGUCCUUUUCCACCUGGAUCAGGUGGAGCGGCCUCAGAAGAUAAAGAGGGCAGUGUGGCAUAAAAUGCUGUCCAAACAGAGGAAACGGGCUGUAGUGGCAUGUUUGAGAAUGGCUCCUUUGUACAAUCUUCCCAGGCAUAGAGCAGUGAAUCUUUUUCUGCAGGGUUAUGAGAGAGUCUGGCUGAAGGCAGAGCUUGACUCACCUGAGGACAGACUGAUUGAGGAUUUAGCUAAAGCAGGUCAUGUAGAGAUUGUGAAGGAUGGAGCAGAGCAGAGUAAAACAAUUGAUCCACUUUGUCAGCUUAUCAGUCUAUUCAGUCAAAGUGCCCUGACUGAGAAAAGUAAACUAGAAGAAGAUUACUUAUACAUGUGCUAUGCUGAUAUAAUGGCCAAGAGUUGCCAAAGUGAGGAAGAUAAGGAUGAAGAUGGGCUGAAAUCAUUUGAGGAAAAAGAGAUAGAAAAGCAGAGGUUGCUGUAUCAGCAGGCCCGACUUCAUGAACGCAGAGCUGCAGAGAUGGUUUUACAGAACCUGAGUGCCAGCCGAGGUGAUAUGGGACCUAUGGUGGCGCCCACAUUGAAGCUCGGCAUUGCUAUUUUAAAUGGAGGGAACACUUCUGUCCAGCAGAAAAUGCUGGAUUACUUGCGACAGAAGAGAGAUGUGGGCUUCUUUCACAGUAUAGCUGGCCUAAUGCAGUCUUGCAGCGUGCUGGAUUUGAAUGCAUUUGAGAGGCAGAUCAAAGCAGAGAGUUUAGGAGUGGGUGCUGAGGACAAUUCAGGUGAUAGGGUAAUGGCAGAUGAACAACUGACCUGUGAUCUUUUCCGAUUUCUUCAGCUUCUUUGUGAAGGCCAUAACACAGAUUUCCAGAAUUACCUGAGGACACAAUCUGGAAACAACACAACUGUCAACAUCAUUAUCUCUACUGUGGAUUAUCUGCUGAGGGUCCAGGAGUCCAUCAGCGAUUUCUACUGGUAUUAUUCAGGGAAGGAUGUGAUUGAUGAGCGUGGUCAGCACAACUUCUCAAAAGCCAUCAGCGUGGCCAAACAGGUGUUCAACACACUAACUGAAUACAUUCAGGGUCCAUGUACAGGUAACCAGCAGAGUCUGACACAUAGUCGUUUGUGGGAUGCUAUAGUGGGCUUCCUCCAUGUGUUUGCACAUAUGCAGAUGAAGCUUUCUCGGGAUUCCAGCCAGAUAGAGUUACUGAAGGCUUUGAUGGACUUACAAAAAGACAUGGUGGUAAUGCUGCUUUCCAUGCUUGAAGGAAAUGUGGUGAAUGGGACCAUUGGCAAACAGAUGGUAGACAUGCUGGUAGAAUCAUCCAGCAAUGUCGAGAUGAUCCUCAAGUUCUUCGAUAUGUUCCUCAAACUCAAAGACCUCACAUCCUCUGAAGCCUUUAGAGAAUAUGACCCAGACUGCAGAGGACUCAUUUCCAAGAAGGACUUCCAGCGAGCCAUGGAAGGCUUCAAGCGGUAUUCCCAAUCAGAGACUGAAUUCCUGCUGUCCUGUGCUGAGACGGGGGAAACAGAACUUCUAGAUUACCCGGAUUUCGUGGCACGUUUUCAUGAACCGGCCAAAGACAUCGGGUUCAAUGUGGCAGUUCUUCUGACCAAUCUGUCUGAGCAUAUGCCCAAUGAUGUCCGUUUGCAAAAUUUUCUGGAGCUGGCAGACAGUGUGCUCAAGUACUUCCAACCUCACCUGGGAAGGAUUGAAAUCCUGGGCAGCGGGAAACGGAUUGAGAGGGUCUACUUUGAGAUCAGCGAAUCUAGCCGCACACAGUGGGAGAAACCACAGGUGAAGGAGAGCAAACGGCAGUUCAUCUUUGAUGUUGUGAACAAAGGAGGAGAGAAAGAGAAGAUGGAACUAUUUGUCAACUUCUGCGAAGACACUAUAUUUGAGAUGCAGCUUGCUGCUCAGAUCUCAGGUUCAGAGAGUGGAGAGGAACUAAAAGCAAAUGAUGAAGAGGAGGAGAAAGAAAAGGUAGAAAAGGGUGAAAACCUUGCAGAAGACAUCAGGAUGACCAAAGACUCGAGAUGUUUCUCCAUGAUGAAUUUUCUCUCCAUAAGGAAGAUCAGAAAGCACAUACAAAAGAUAACUAUCAAGGGUAUCAUCUCAGCGGUCUUUUCCUUCUUCCAGAACAUUCUUCUGUUUAUCACUCGUGCCUUUUUGGGUAUGGUUUGGUUUUGUCUUUAUCUACUCUACCACAUCUUCUUGAGUGGAUGGAUUAUUGACGUGGCUAAAGAGAUGAAACUGGCUGACCUUUUGGGAAACCUUCGGGAUCCAACCAUGGUUGAGGUCACAGGGGUCAGCGAAGGUGCCGACAAAGAGAAUAACAGUUACACAUGUGCAUUUUCGUCUCAGAGUAAUUUAAGAGGCAUGAGUCUGGAUCUGUCUGCAGUGUCCAGGGACCCCCAGCGCCUCACAGAUAUUUUCGGCCUGUGUCUGAAGAAGGAGGGAGGAAAGUACACCUUGUUGAGCAGUGACCAACACACCAGCGUGGAUGAAUUUCUAAACACAUCCAAAUAUCAGGUGGAAAUCUCUGAGGAGGCUUUUCAAGAGGUGCAGGAGGAGAAGGAUUCAGAGACUGAGAAUGCUAUUGGAAAAGAGGUUGAAAAGAGAGCGAGGAAGAAGAGAGUUAGAAAGCUAAGCUCUCCCAAACCUGAGGAAAGUGAAAUCCAGGAAUCGGCCAUUUGGAAAAUGAUCAGCUCUCACAAGACCAGACUUCUGAACUGUUUUGCCAGAAAUUUCUACAACAUGCGAUUGUUGGCUUUGUUCCUCACUUUUGCCAUCAAUUUCAUUCUCCUGUUCUACAAGGUGUCAUCGUCCAUGGAUGAAGAUAAUGAUGAUGAAGAGGUGGUGACUGCCCUUAUAAAUGACAGAAUCAAGGAUUCACAGGCAGUGCAUUUUGAACUGGAAGAGAACAGUGGCUACAUGAAAAUGAUUUUACACAGUCUGGCUGUCCUGCACACUCUCAUCUCACUGUGCUGCAUCAUCGGAUACUAUUGUCUGAAGGUUCCUUUAGUAAUUUUUAAGCGAGAAAAGGAGCUGGCUCGUAAACUGGAGUUUGAUGGACUCUACAUCACAGAGCAACCUUCUGAGGACGACAUUAAAGGCCAGUGGGACAGAAUGGUCAUCAGCACGCUGUCAUACCCAAGUAAUUAUUGGGAUAAAUUUGUGAAGAGGAAGGUGAUGGCAAAAUAUGGAGAGAUGUACGGUUCAGCACGCGUCAGUGAGCUGCUGGGUUUAGAUAAAGCUGCUCUUGACUUCAGCUCUGAGGCUCAGGAGAGGAAGAAACCUGUGCAAAAGGGAGCCGUCACUACCCUUUUUAGAUUAAAUACCAUUGAUAUGAAGUACCAGAUAUGGAAGCUGGGAGUGGUUUUCACUAACAAUUCCUUCCUUUAUCUGGCCUGGUAUAUGUUUGUGUCAGUUCUGGGCCAUUAUAACAACUUUUUCUUUGCCGCUCACCUGUUGGACAUCGCCAUGGGCUUCAAAACAUUGCGCACCAUACUGUCAUCAGUUACGCAUAAUGGAAAACAGCUGGUUUUGACAGUAGGGCUACUGGCCGUGGUUGUGUAUCUCUACACUGUGGUCGCCUUUAACUUCUUCCGCAAGUUUUACAACAAGAGUGAAGAAGGAGAAUCGGUGGAUAUGAAAUGUGAUGACAUGCUCACAUGUUACAUGUUUCACAUGUACGUUGGCGUUCGAGCUGGAGGAGGGAUUGGAGAUGAAAUCGAGGAUCCAGCCGGUGAUGAGUUUGAGUUCUAUCGUAUCAUCUUUGACAUCAGCUUCUUCUUCUUUGUUAUUGUCAUCCUCCUUGCUAUCAUUCAGGGUCUAAUUAUUGAUGCAUUUGGGGAAUUGAGAGACCAGCAGGAGCAGGUUAAAGAGGACAUGGAGACUAAGUGUUUUAUCUGUGGCAUUGGGAGUGAGUACUUUGACACGGUGCCCCAUGGAUUUGAGUCACACACACUGCAAGAGCACAAUCUGGCCAACUACCUGUUCUUUCUGAUGUACCUCAUCAAUAAAGAUGUAACAGAACACACAGGACAGGAAUCAUACGUGUGGAAGAUGUUCCAAGAACGUUGCUGGGAAUUCUUCCCAGUUGGAGACUGCUUCAGGAAACAAUAUGAGGAUCAACUCAGUUGAAGAAUUCCAGUUCACUUCGUACAAUUAAGAAUAAGAGGAUAUUCUGAGAAUAAGAAGAUGAUGUUUGGAUUAGUUCUGUUUUGCAUAUUGAUUUGGUGUAUUACACACUACAUAUAUAUUGUUUAAUAUUACUUAUUGUUGUAUUUAUUGUUUAAUAUUACACAUUGUUUGCAUUUAAGGCACUAAACUGAUGCUGCACUUGUGAGACAUGUCCCAGAUUUCAGUAACAGGGUUGCAAAAAACAAACAAAAAAAAACUUCUAGAAAAUUAGAAAUAAAACUGAAAUCAUAUCAUAUCAUAUCAACAUUAUAAACAAGGUUAAGCAUCUCUGUUGACCCUUUGUUGACAAAGAACAAAAUAAGACUUAAUUUUUAAAGUGAUGCUGCACUUUGUGGUUUUGGGUGGAUAUUAUGUGUUUGUGUGUUUAUAAUUUUACAUUUUAUGUAACUAUUAAUUUUGAAUAAAUUCAGCAUUUAUAAAAUCAUAAAAA